AUGUGGUGUUGGUUGGUAAGUCAUGGGUCGUUGUUACUCCAACAAGCAGAGGAGGCAAAGCCGUGGGUAGAAAGCGCUAAAAAGCUUGACAACGCGCUACAGAAGAUUAAGUCGAAAAUCGAACAAAGACUCAAAAAAAUAGAGAAACGACCGACUUUCGUAAAUGCAUUGUCCUACUUGAAAGACCCAGGAAGGAUCAGUGGCCUAAAGAAAGAUUUUGACAAAACUUUGGUAUCGUUUCAGGUCAGGACGAACUUGAUAACUGGCGCCAAGUUAGCGGCCAUAGAACGUCGCCUACAUGAUGACAGAAUUCUCGAUAGUCUCCGAGAUCCUUCUAUUGUCCGCGAAAAUCCAACCCAAGCAUGCCUGGAAGGCACUAGGGUUGAUCUGAUUGAGCAUAUCAUGACGUGGUGUCGCAACACUGGGGAUAGCGAGAACCAGCUAAUGCUGUUGACUGCUGUGGCCGGUGCUGGCAAGACUUCGAUUGUACUCACGAUAGCAGAACGAUGUGCCAGUGAAGGGGACGUUACCCUGUUACUGCGCUUCUUCUUUAAAGCGGGCGAACGGUCAUGGCCUGAUUUUCUAUUCAGCAGCAUAGCUCGAGCUUUGGCAGACCAUGACCCUGUUUACCGCACUUUCAUUACCUCUGCUCUGCGAAACGACCCAACAGCCUCGUUCGCGAUGCAAUUCGAGAAAUUGGUUGCUCCGCCUCUGCUCCAUAAACCUCCGCCUUCCGACCGACCUGUGAUCAUCAUCAUCGAUGCUUUGGAUGAAUGUGACAAGGAAGUGUUUGAGUCUCUUGCUGAAAUUCUUGGGGACGAGGUGCCCAGACUACCAUCUUCCAUCAAAUACUUCAUCACAUCGAGACAAUUUGACCUCGACUGUGCUAAAUUCAUAUGCUUCCAGCUGCAAAAGCUAAAGAAGUUACAUCGGGAUUUACGGCGUCAUCUUCAGGAUGAGGAUAAAAUGGUACAAAAGAUCUCGGAACGCGCAAAUGGCUUGUUUAUCUGGAUCAGCACCAUCUUUCGCUACAUGAAGACAGCCAACAAGGAUCCUGUGAGGGCACUGGAAAGUCUGCUGGAUGCUGGUGCCAAACGACCAGCGGUCCCUGCCGAGAAGAUGAUGGAUGACUUGUAUACAAGCAUUUUGAACCAGUGUGCUUGGGAGGAUGAAGAUUUUGCUCACGAUUACCCAGUCGUGAUGGGAGCCAUCUUCGUUGCUCAGGAGCCUCUGUCCAUCACAGCCUGGGACACAAUUUUGUCGCCUUUCCUCAAGUCUUCUGUUCGAUAUGUGUUAGCUGAACUUGCGCCUCUCCUCUCAGGAGUUGAGGAUAACUGCACUCCGGUUCGCAUCUUACACCAGUCUUUCCGCGAUUUUAUUGUCGAUCGGAUCAAUUCCUCAAUCAGCCCUCAUUGCAGUCCAGUAGGUGUGGAGACAGAGAAUGCCAGGGUUGCCCUGCGAUGUAUCGAGAUCCUGAACCAGGAUCUCUGCUCUGCACGGGGCUUAGGACUGAUUGAAAAUUUGUCCGAAACAGACGAAAUGCCGCGCAUUCCUCCAAAGGAGUUAUCUGAGCAGUUUCAUUAUGCAUGUCGCCAUGUUGUCUAUCACCUCAGUGGAGUCCAGGAACCGUCAGAGGGGUUUGCUAGGUCAGUUGAUUUCUACUUGGCUGAGUCACUCAACAGUCUAUAUAUCGCUUUGUCUAAUCUUGGACGGCACUCGGAGGCACUCCCAUUCAUUGAAGAAAGCGUCGAACUCUGCCACCAGUUAGUUGCCAUUCACCCAGGAUCAUACACACCGGAUUUGGCCAUGUCACUCAACAAUCUAUAUAACUCUCUUUCAGAUCUCGGACGGCACUCGGAGGCACUCCCAUUCAUCGAAGAAUGUGUCAAAAUCCGGUGCCAGCUAGUUGGCGUUAACCCAGGAGCAUACACCCCAAAAUUGGUCAAUUCAGUCGAGAAUCUCUUUCGAAUCUGA
Messenger RNA from Cantharellus anzutake, 1974 nucleotides. RefSeq lists its product as uncharacterized. Lineage: Eukaryota; Fungi; Basidiomycota; Agaricomycetes; Cantharellales; Hydnaceae. The transcript has 5 exons. Bases 1 to 1974 code for a protein of 657 amino acids. Gene Ontology annotation, molecular function: protein binding. The record is from RefSeq and is a predicted model, not a curated record.